GCCGAGAGAGGUGUGGGAGACCGCAGCCAUGCCCUGGCACUCGCUGUGACCCUUCUGAAGUGGCGGAAGAGGAGCCCGGGCGUGGCUCAGUCCCCGCCCUGGGUUUGCCCGGGGAGUCACCCAGCACCGGCGCUCGUCAACACCCAAGGCUGUGCUCCCUCCGCCCUCCCGCAGCCCUGCCCUCCCUGCCCACGCAUUUUUACUCCCGCUCGGAGCAGCGUGAGAGAGCGGCGGGGCUGCCAUGGAAGCCAACAAUUCCCCCAACAAUUCCCUCUGGCACAGCUACCUGGGGGUGAUCGUGUCCCGCGAGAGGCAGCGGAUGGAGCAUUUCCAGCGGGCUGAGGACAUCCUGCUCACCCUGUUGGAGACCGUCCACGCCAGGGAACCCCGCUUCCUCGUGGACUAUGCCAGAAACCUGGAAGCCUUGGAGUUUGCUCUCUGUGCCUCCGAGGACGCUGUCACUCUAGAGAUACCCCUCCGUAUCGACGGCGAUGCCCUGCGUGUGCUGGCACGCCGGACCAGGGACACCCCAGCCGGGCAUCCUUCAGAGCCCAACACCUGCUAUCUGGAAGUGUGCUCUCCAGGGACUGAUUUGGAGGACUGGACUGGUACGGUGGAUGUGAUGGAGCACGGAGCCGGUGUGAGGUGUCUGAUUCCAGGCAAAAUCCUGCAGCACCUGAAAGAGCUCCUUGUUUCAGCCAUCGUGCGCUGCCGACGCCUCUUCCUGCUUCAGCCAGGUGACAUCAGUGCCGAAAACCUGCGGGAAGAUGCCAUGGAGCUCUCCCUGCUGAUCCGCGGCAGCUGGAAGACCGUUCGCUUUGACAUCGUUCCUGUGGUGAGGAGGCAGCAAGAGCCGCUCCGGCUGCGGGGGCGGCAGAGCGACGGGGGCUUCCCUGCAGGCAGCCUCAGGAUGGCCACACAAGAGGCGCACUUUGUCCCCGCCUCUCCACACUGCUGGAGAUCCUCCACCCACCUUCCCAUCCUGAAGCUGCUCCGAGCAGUGGACACCUUGAAGGGGCCCCGUCUGGACAGCCUCCGCCUGCUGGACCAGCUCCGUGACCAGGACUGGGGAGGGGAGGGGGGGAGAGGUGGUCUCACUUUCAACCACCUGAAGGUAGGUUGGUUCUGCUGGUCGGGACUGUGGCUCUCUGGGCAAGCAGAGCCAAGGCUGCUCCCUGCAGAAGAGCCCAAACGACAGGGAUGAGAGCCUGCAGUGCUCUGGGAUGUAUGGCUGUGUCUGGGAAGGAUGCACGCUGCUGCUGGCCAUGGUUAGAGGGCUCUGAUCCUUCUUCCUUGGGUGGAACCGCAGCCUCCAGCUGGAGGCACUGCAUUCAGAGCUGGGGCUGUGCACUGGUGUGCAGGGCAUCACCCCUGGCACAAGCUGCCCAUGUCUGCUGGGGAUGGUGAUGUGGUGCUGCCCUGCUGUGGGCUGCCCCGUGCCCCGGUGUGCUGGGACGUGCCUGGACAGGGCUAAGGGUGGCGUUUCUGAUGACAAAAAGCUUCCUCUCCCCACCCAACUCGUUUUCAACACUCUGGAGCCAUGCCAGCUGAUGAUGAUGCUGGCCUGGGAAGGGGCCGUGCUGGUGACAGCACCGGGUGGCACAAUCCAGGUGUGCCUUGCCUUUCGAUGGCUCUCAGAGCCAAGGCUUGAGAAGGAUGCAAGGAUG
Messenger RNA from Malurus melanocephalus (red-backed fairy wren), 1667 nucleotides. Its product is annotated as protein mab-21-like 4. The coding region runs from base 242 to 1204 and encodes 320 amino acids. The record is from RefSeq and is a predicted model, not a curated record. NCBI's taxonomy places the organism in Eukaryota, Metazoa, Chordata, Aves, Passeriformes, Maluridae. The transcript is spliced from 3 exons.